Molecule: messenger RNA, 3499 nt
Organism: Microplitis mediator
Lineage: Eukaryota; Metazoa; Arthropoda; Insecta; Hymenoptera; Braconidae
Product: putative ankyrin repeat protein RF_0381
Exons: 2
Coding region: 1116-3107 (663 amino acids)
Molecular function (GO): protein binding
Source: RefSeq, a predicted model, not a curated record
UUGGGAGUGAUUUUCGAAAAUCGAGUCUUCAUCAGAUAUCGACGUAUUGAGCAACAAAAUAAACGUUUUUUAACUUCGAGAGCUCAAAAACAGAAGGAAGUUUUGGGGUUGGCCCACGGGGUCAACCGUUUUUUAGAUUUUUUUCAUGAAAAUACGAUUUAGUUGUUACUUUAUGAAAGUUAACUGUAUAUUUUAUUUGAAAAUAUAUACUAAAUAUUGUGAUCCCUGGUGGAAAUUUUUUGGACUUUUCUCUGAAUAACUCUGAAAAAGUCUUUAGAACUUUAGAACUGAGUUUUUCAGAGAAAAUUUCGAAAAAUUUACAGCAGGGAUAGUAUUGGGUUGCCAUCCGUCCAGGUUUUUUCGAACAUGUCCUGGUUCUUAAGAGUGUACGGGUGAGCUUUUUUAACGUUGAGCUUAUAGACAAUAAAAAUAAUAAUAAAGUAUUUAAAUUUAGCAGCUAAACUUUUUUAUCUGUGGUCACAAGAAAGAAACAAAUUGAAAUUCAGUGCAAUCGCUGCAAUACUUUAAGCUAAAUUAUGUUUUAAUCUCUAUGAUUAUCCAAAUUUUUAUGAUUAUUUAUGAAGCAGAGACGGUGAUUUAAUAAAAAAUUGAGUAUUUAAAAAUAUCUGCGAGAUUGAGAAUCUUAAUCAUACAUUUAAUAAGAAAAUGUGUGUCAACAAAACAAUAAUUAUUAGGAAGAGUUGCUCAUAAUUAUUCAAAAUUUAAUUAUUAUUUUAAUAAAAACCAAAAUAUGAAGUUCGCUUAGAAAAAGAAAAUCUUGCAAUUUUUUUUAUUUUCUUAGGAUAAUUAAAAUGACCGGGAUUUUUUUUAAACAUCCGGGUUUUAGAUUUCUAAUGUCUGGUUAAAAAUAGUUAAGUUGGUAACUCUAGGUCUUUAUGUAAAAAAUUAUUUCAAACCGAAUGCGGCGAAGAAAAACAAAGACGCAAAUGUGUAGUAAAUAAAUGUAUUCACUUUUAUCAGCUAGGAAUUAUAGAUUCCGUAAAUAUUGAAUAAUUAGAUUAUUAUUAAAGUAAAAUAAUUAGCACUCGAUAUUUUUAUGCUCAAUGAUUACUUUUUUUUUAAAUAUAAAAAGUAAAUAAGAUCGAAUAGUAAAAAUGGAUGUUGAUGACUAUCCACCUUACAAUACCAUGAUUGCUAUCAUUAAAGGAGACUCUGCAAUCGUUAAGGAAAAUAUAAAUUCCUUUGGAUUAUCAUAUGACCCCUUAUGGCUAGAUGGCUAUGAACUUCUCCGCAUUGCUAUUGAAAAUAAACAAUUUGAAAUAAUGGAAUUUCUUCUUGAAAAAAAUGCCCCCGUAAACACCAGCAACAAAAACUACCACAAUACUCCACUGCACUUGGCAGUGAUGAAUCAAGACGAUAAAAUUGUUGAAGCUCUCCUGGACAGAGGUGCUGAUAUCAAUAAAGAAAAUCUAUUCCGCAUUAAUCCACUCGAUCUACUAAUGCAAGAAACCAACGAAAAGAUACUUGACUUAAUUGUUAACCAUAUAUCUGACACCAACAUCAAAGAUUCCGUUUACAUAAGACUACUAAUCGAUUUAUUGGAUAAAAAUCGUACGGAACUCGUGGAAAAACUUUUGACUAAAUGUCUUACAAUUAACAUCAACGAAGCAAUGAAUACAAUUAAUUUUUUAUGCAAAGCCGCGCAAAAAGGGUAUUAUCGAAUCGUAGAAAAAUUAUUGGAACGUGGAGUCGAUGCUAAUGUCGUUGACAAUACGGGCUACAGAUCAGACACUGCGCUGUACAUCGCCUGUGAAAAAGGUUAUCUAGGAAUAGUAAAACUUUUACUGAACAAUGGAGCUAUCGAUAGCUUAGACACGAUAUCUAAUGAAAAUAAUCAAUAUCAAGCGUUAUUUUAUUGCCCUCUUCAUAUCGCCAUUGCCAAAGAAAAGUACCAAGUCGUUAAAUGUCUUCUUGAGUACGGAGAUAAGCCCGACAGAUUCUAUUUGAAGGAUAAUGAAGAAUGUUCAGCUUUACAUUUAGCUUGUGAAAAAAAUAAUAUUGAAAUAGUUAAAUUACUUAUUGACAAAGGAGCUGAUGUUAACAUAAAAGAUAGUAAAGGCAUAAUGCCAAUAUCUAAAGUUGAUCGUUACAGCGGAAAAGAUAUUUUUGAAUAUCUUAUAAUUGAUAAAAACUUGAAACUAGACUACGAUAAUUUCGCAUUCGUUUUAAACGAUUCAAUGCCAGAUCAAGAGGCUGGCAGAGUUAAACUGAUUUUACAACAUUUGGAUGCUAAUUUAUAUUUGAAACAUAAAAUAGACCUUAAUACUGUGAGAAACUGUGAGGGCUUUUCGAUUAUUUAUAUUAACAGCGUUCUUAGUAAUUAUGAAAAUGUUGAAAUUACGAACCUUUUUGUUGAAUACGGAGCGGAUGUCAAUGCAAAAAAUAAAUGGGGUAGAACUCUGCUUCAUGUGGCAUUUCGAUACAGAAAAGUUUGGUCAAUUGUCGCGCUUUUGAAAAAUGGCGCGGAUAUUAACGCGACAUGCAAUAAUGGAUACACUUGUCUUGAUUAUGCUCUGGAUAAAAAAUUAUUUAGAAAUCGUUAUUGUGACGAUGAUGCUGAGUGUGGUUUAUGGGAGGUGGCUCCUGCUGAACGAAGAAAAAUAGUUGAUGAAUUUAUGGAGCAUAUUGUGAAAAUGAAAUUUUUAAAUUUGUAUGUAAGUGAAAAAAAUAACAACGAUUUUAUGAAUCGUUCGAAAGAGCCUUCCCGGCAUUCGGAGGGAUACAAAAAAGAAAUAGAAAAAAUGAAACGUGAAAUAAUAGCGGAUAAUAUAAGUUACUACGAUUUUGUAACUGCCGAUUCUUAUCGAUUGAUGAUGUAUUUAAAUAAAGAUAAAAUUUUUGAAACACUGAGAUCUGAAAGUUACGAAUCUAAAUUCCCGCUGUAUGCAAUUAUUAUCAGUGGCUGUUUCAAAAAAGGUCUUACGAAAAAAAAAUUGUUUGAUGAAGCUUUUGAAUAUCCCGUUUUUAACAUUAUUCGAAGUUUACCGUAUCCUUGCAUGAGAUUAAUUAUGGACUAUUUUAGUAACACUGACUUGAGGGAAUUAAUAACUAAAUGUAAACAUUGUCUUUAUAAUUUAAGUGAUUAAUGACUUAUGAAGAAAAGUUUUUUAUAUUUUUUUAUUACUAUUUGACGUAUAACUUUGAAUUACUGUAACUAUUCAUUUUGUUUAUAAUCAUUUUCAAUUCAUACUCAAGUAUUUAAGUUGGUUUAUUUCUUUUAUUAUCUCAAGUCAAUAUGAAACUAAGAAAAAAAAAUAUAUUCUUUUCUAAUGUAAGAAUACAAUCGACGUUCCCUUAAUGUCUGCAUGCGUUGAUAAAAUGAACGGAUAUUUUUUUGAUACGAGUGAUUAAACAAACGGAUGCUACUUAUUAAGGAAACGUCAAUUGUAUAAAAAAAUAAAAAUAAAGCAACAUAAAUUAUUAUUUUAUAUGGAUAUUGAUAUUUAUAAUGAUCCAAUAAAAUUUAUAUUUAUAAAAA